AUGGAAGAUCUAAUAGUUUAUAACAUUAAAGCUGGUCGAUUAUUACUUGAGAAUAGUAACCAAGAGGUUUUAGCGCCUAACCCAGCCUCUGAUGAUGAUCCCCAGUUUCAAUGGAAUAUAGGGGCAUCAGCUAUUACUUGGAGAAUCCCUCAAAAAGCAGUGGACCUUCGAUUAUAUGCAUCAACUAUAACUCAAGAAAAAGAGCCCGAUUUGGCGACGAGAUGCUUGCUUUUUCGGAAACGUAUAAAGCAAUUGGAGUAUCAAUUGGAUACUGUUGGACCUAAGAAAAGACGUAAGGUUGUUACUAGUCCAAAUACCAGGUUUACAGGGAUUAGAGCUAUUAGGGAGGCGCAAAUCGUGGCUGGAGACCGUGAAAUUAAUGCUGAAGAUAGCGAUCGUACAAUUGAAAGUGAUGGUAUAGGCGAUUUUAUUGAAGUUGAAUAG
Molecule: messenger RNA, 444 nt
Organism: Sclerotinia borealis F-4128
Lineage: Eukaryota; Fungi; Ascomycota; Leotiomycetes; Helotiales; Sclerotiniaceae
Source: the annotation of a GenBank genome assembly